Messenger RNA from Pantherophis guttatus, 2466 nucleotides. Lineage: Eukaryota; Metazoa; Chordata; Lepidosauria; Squamata; Colubridae. The record is from RefSeq and is a predicted model, not a curated record.
AUGAUGGCACUAUUGAUGCUGCUACUUUCUCAAAUAGCUUGCCAUGCUCAUGUAUUCAGACAUUAUGUCCGUGAUCCACAACCUCCAGUUCAUAAGUAUCAUAAGCUUGGAGAUUUCAUCAUUGGUGCUGUUGUUUCUCUAACUUUUAUUGUUUCUGAUCCUCUGACUUUUGAUACAGAACCUCCACCAGUGGUAUAUCAGGAUCUUAGCAUCCUGACUAAGCAUUAUCAGCACAUUCUGGCUUUGGCAUUUGCGGUAAAGGAAAUAAAUAAAAAUUCCCAGUUGCUACCUAAUUUUUCCUUGGGUUUCCACAUCUAUGACAGCUAUUUCAAUGCAAAGAGAACAUAUCGUGCCACAACACAGCUGAUAUCUACAUCAGAUAGAUUCAUGCCCAAUUAUAAAUGUGGUAUCCAAAAUAACUUAAUAGCAGUCAUUGGAGGACUUGAUGCCCAAACUUCCCUUCAUAUGGCAAAUAUUUUGGAUAUCUAUAAAAUUCCACAGAUCAUUUAUGGAUCAGCUCCAGAGAUAAAUGAUAAAUCCCCAGGUCUCUCGUUCUACCAAAUGGCCCCUAACGAUGAUCUUCAGCAUGUUGGAAUCCUCUCUCUGCUUGUCUAUUUUUCAUGGACAUGGAUUGGGAUUCUUGCUAUGGAUGAUGACAGAGGAGAAAGAUUUGUGCGUGCUAUUAUUCCAGCAUUUUCCAAUCGAGGCAUCUGUUUUGCCUUCAUAGAAAUCUUCCCUAAAAUAAAUUACUCCGCUGAACAUGAAAAUCAAUUAAAUCAAGCAGCAAAAAUGUACGAAGUUGUCACAGCCAGCAAUGCCAAUAUAGUGGUGUUCUAUGGAGUAUCUUAUUCUGUUUUGUUUUUGUUAUGGUUUCCCCACAUUUCUGAAUUUGGAGUGCAAAAAUCAUAUAUGAAUCAAUUAAAAGGUAAAGUAUGGGUGAUGACCACUCAGAUGGAGCUCAGUGUUUUGAACUAUCAAAGAAAUUGGAAUUUAACAUUACUACAUGGUGCUCUGUCCUUUACAACUCACACCCAAGAACUUCAUGGGUUUCAAGAUUUCAUUCAGAGCCAGAAGCCAUUAAGUAACCAAGAGGAUGGCUUUUUGAUGGACUUCUGGCAACACGUCUUUAAUUGCGCAUUUCCAAAUAGAAUUCAGGAUCAAAUUGUAGGAGUCAUGUGUACAGGCAAGGAAAAGCUGCAGAAUGUUCCUGGCCCCUUUUUUGAAAUGAAUAUGAUUGGCCAUAGCUACAGUAUAUACAAUGCUGUCUACAGCGUGGCCUAUGCCUUACAUGCCAUGACUGCAUCAAAUCUCGGUCAAAAAGCAAGAAUGGAUCGAUCCAAAACGAUGCUCUCCUUGCAGCUUCAUCGUUUUCUCAGACGUGUCUCAUUUAACAACAGUGGUGGAGACUAUAUCUCCUUUGAUGAGAACAGGAGGUUAUUAGUUGGAAUGGACAUUAUCAACUGGAUUACUUCUUCAAAUCUAUCUUUUCAUAGAAAGAAAAUUGGGAGAAUGGCUCAUGAAACAUUUCUAGGAGAAAGAUUGACCAUCAGUAAAGAUGCCAUAGUAUGGCACAGCUGGUUUAACCAAGUCCAGCCAAUCUCGAUAUGUACUGAACAUUGCCAACCAGGUACUAGCAAGAAAGUGAAGGAAGGGGAGCCAUUCUGUUGCUAUGAUUGCAUUCCAUGUCCAGAUGGAAAGAUUUCAGAGAAGGAAGCUCUGGUGCUGGGAAUAUUCCUAAAGCAUCACAACAGUCCAAUUGUUGUAGCCAAUAAUCGAAACCUCACUUACACACUUCUGGUGUCCCUCCUGCUCUGCUUCUUCAGUGUGUUCUUGUUCCUUGGCCGUCCUAAGAAGGUGACCUGUCUUAUCCGACAGACUGCUUUUGGAAUCAUCUUCUCAGUGGUAGUUUCUUGUGUGCUGGCAAAGACUAUCACAGUAGUUUUGGCAUUCUUAGCCACCAAACCUGGAUCCAAGAUGAGAAGAUGGGUGGGGACAAGACUGACCAACUCAGUACUCUUUUUCUGCUCCCUGAUUCAGGCAUGCAUUUGUAUUUCAUGGAUGUGGACUUCUCCCCCUUUUGUAGAGACUGAUACUCAUUCAGUGAGUGAAGAAAUCAUACUGCAGUGCAAUGAAGGGUCGGUGAUUAUGUUUUAUUCUGUCCUGGGUUACCUGGGCUUUCUGGCUAUUAUCAGCUUCUCUGUGGCUUUUCUUGCCAGGAAGUUACCUGACACUUUCAAUGAAGCCAAAUUCAUCACAUUCAGUAUGUUGGUGUUUUGCAGUGUGUGGUUGUCUUUUGUUCCAACCUAUUUGAGCACCAAAGGGAAGUACAUGGUUGCUGUGGAGAUCUUCUCCAUCUUUGCUUCCAGUGCUGGUUUGCUGGGAUUUAUAUUUUUCCCCAAAAUGUAUAUUAUUCUCUUGAGGCCAGAGCUAAACAAGAGAGAACAACUAAUUAGAAGGAAGUGCUGA